This is a messenger RNA of Pectinophora gossypiella (pink bollworm), 5775 nucleotides long. RefSeq lists its product as uncharacterized. NCBI's taxonomy places the organism in Eukaryota, Metazoa, Arthropoda, Insecta, Lepidoptera, Gelechiidae. The transcript is spliced from 6 exons. The record is from RefSeq and is a predicted model, not a curated record. The coding region runs from base 193 to 1794 and encodes 533 amino acids.
CAACACUGAUCAGUCAGCCAUAUUGUUUUGUCGUGAGGUGAUCCGUCGCUGUAAACAAUUUAUUGUUUUUAUUCGUUUAUUUUCUGUUUCAGUUAGUAAUUAACGAUCUAGAAUGAAAUGUUGUUUUAGAAUUUCAUUGUGACCAUGGUGAAGUUAACUUUUCUGUGUCCUUAAACGUCUUAAGUGGUGAGAAUGUGGCGGUACUUGUUUUUCGUUUUCCUUGCUUUUAUGGUACAUAGUACUGAUGCUGUGAGAUGGCACGAUCAUCAGCUCUGUGGGAAUACCACACAGAGGGCCCGUGGGUGUACUACUCAGAUUCUGGGCCGUGAACAUGCAGACAUAGAUUCAUGUACCAUAGAAACCUUCCCAGCAAAUAGUCAAGAAUGCAAAAAAAUGCAAUUCAGUCCGAUCGACUCCAAUGCUUUCAUAGGAGGCGUAAAUUUGAAGCCCUACAUACUCUCGGACCGUCAGUCUGGAUACUCUGUCAAUUACACUGUUCUUAAUAUUACUUUUACCAAUAUCAAGUGGAAAACUAUGAAAUUCCGUUUCCAACUGGCAAAACCGAAGCAUUUGCAGAACCAUUGUAGAAACAUAGUACUUUCGAAUGAGGUGACCGUUAAUGAUCAAUCAGUGCUGUACUACGAUUGCUAUUGGUCCACAACAGAUGGCAAUUAUACGGGCCAGAGUCACUACUUAGACUUCGAAGCUACGGAUGAAAAUAGAGUCGUCAAUAGGGGACAAUAUUACUUCAAUAUACCAUCGGCACAAAUGCUAAGCCCAACCGUAACAGAAGAAGAGUGGCUGCCGUUCCUCUAUUUAGAGAUCCUUAAUGACCGAAUGCGACUUCACAUCAACCCACCUCCACCACAACUAAACAUCGCCGGAUAUGAAAUCAAAGUCAUGAAAGAAGCAGAUAAAGGCACUCAAGUGGACAAAGUAACAAUAUUGAAACUUAAAAACACUACUAAAGAUGUAAUGUAUGAUUAUAGUCUACUCAAUAAUGGAUCAUACAACUUCGUUGUCACCCCCCUUCAUGCGAAAUGUCAAGCCAUUGGAGGGAAGUGCCUCAGUGUAGAAAGUCCGAAAAUUGUGAUCACCAGCGAAAUUCGAAGUCUAAACGUAUGUAUAGCAAGCAUAACGGCUCUUCUAGUGGCCACCUUGUUUGCAUACUACAUCGUCUUACGAGUCAUCCGGCGGUAUUGGUGCAAAGAUUACGGCCUUGCUUUGGUUCCAGGUAAGAUCCCAGCGCCCACCCAAGUACUGGUCAUCUACUCGCCGGUGAAUAGGCUGCACGCUGAAUGCGUCACGUCCUUCGUCACCUACCUCCGUUCGGAGUACGGAUUCGACGUCAUGUUUGAUGGAGACAUCUCUGCCACUUCCCAUGGAGACCCCUACAUAUGGGCCGAGGAAGCGUUCAGGUUGGCCAGCCAUGUCAUGUACAUCGUCGGCCCAACCGAGGAAGCGAACAUUUACAACAACAUAUAUGAUAAACCAAUCAUAAACGCACAUAGAAACGUCGACAAGCUACUCCUAACUCGCUUGAGGUCGGACCGAGUCGCCAAAAACUGUAAGGAUGUUCUGAACGUAUUUUUCGAGCAUUCCGACGGAGAGGUGCCGAUCGAAACUAAACAUGCCAAGGUAUUCUUCCUACUCAAGGAUUGGCAGAAGCUAAUAGCUUAUCUGUCGAAGAAUCUGCUGCCCAAACAACAUAUCAUGAGGACGGAAAAGGGCAAGAACUUCUUAGACGAUUUGGCUAAAGCGAAAAAAGUAUUGAGUGAACGACAUCAAUGUUAGUGCGCAAUAAGGGACUAAAUAUCCAGCGAUGUGCCGGUCUCGGGAAUGUUCCCGACAGUAAAAAGGCGCAAAACGUAUGUAUUAAUUUGAAAAAGGAAAGCAGCCAUUUUUUUUUUCUUUUGCCCAUUUGAGGGUCAGGCUAAGAUCAUAAGACCAUGCUGCCUAGUCUUCAGUACAUUUCCUUUGAUGUUCAAUUUCCAUAUGAAAGGUUUUCCGUAUGGAAAGCAGCCAGUGUCAUUGCUAUUAAAGAGUUUUUACUCGUUUUUUAGUUCCCGGGAACGGCAUGUCACUGUACAUAUCCAUAGAGAUUUAAGACGAAGUAGAUGUUUAGUUGUUUAAUACAUUUACGUGUUUGAAAUUCUAAAAUAUUGGGUGUCCUGGGCGUAUUUUUAUCGGUGAUUCAAAAGGCGGUACUAUAAUAAUAAACAUUAAAUUGUCUUAUGACACGACUUCUAGAUAAGGACCUUAUCUGCUUCCUUUUGUCGCGAUAAAGUACCCUCAAACUCACAAACAAAAAAAUGAUCAAAUAUUUUUAUGGUUAUUUAUAAUUGUUGUCUGUAUCGCUGGCCCAGUCUAUGCUUGCUCUUCUGUAUUUAAGUAGAUUUUAUAUUUAUUUUCUAUUGAAUAAAUGUGUGUCUACACUCAGCGGGAUCCCCUGUCUGGGAGACAUAAGAGUGAUGCAGAGAAUUAGAUCUGAAUUUGUUCUACUGAAUUAUCCUGAAAACAGAAUUUGUUCCGUUAAAAAAACGGAAAUACAAAGUUUUCUAACCGACCUCCAGCCAGCGGGAUAUUUCCCAAAGUUAAGUCUGAUGAAGUAUAAAUUGGUAUUAACUUUUAGAUCUGUAUUUAUUCUGUUCAACAAAACCAAAAAACUACUUCUGACGUCCUUACUUCAGCUACAAUCAAGCUGCAAUGAAACCUCCAGUCAGCGGACUUUUUCUCUCAAUGACAUUCUUUUGUAACUUUUACACUAAGAUAAUAAAAAUUAACCUAUUUACGACUAUAAUUUCACUUAAAUUACCUAUUCGUACAUCUAGUGCUUAAAUUAAGAAGUAUAGAAUUUGAAAGAUAUUAUGUGGGUAGAAUAUAAAAAAAAACUAUGUAUCAGGUACAAAUUGAAGCUGUGAGAGAAAAAGUCCGCUGACUGGAGGUUUCAUUUCAGCUUGAUUGUAGCCGAAGUAAGGACGUCAGAAGUAUUUUUUUUUUGUUUUGUUGAACAGAAUAAAUACAGAUCUAAAAGUUAAUAUCAAUUUUUAGUUCAUCAGACUUAACUUUGGAAAAUAUCCCGCUGACUGGAGGUUUCAUUGCAGCUUGAUUGUAGCUGAAGUAAGGACGUCAGAAGUAGUUUUUUUGUUUUGUUGAACAGAAUAAAUACAGAUCUAAAAGUUAAUACCAAUUUAUACUUCAUCAGACUUAAAUUUGGGAAAUAUCCCGCUAGCUGGAGGUCGGUUAGAAAACUUUGUAUUUCCGUUUUUUUAACGGAACAAAUUCUGUUUUCAGGAUAAUUCAGUAGAACAAAUUCAGAUCUAAUUCUCUGCAUCACUCUUAUGUCUCCCAGACAGGGGAUCCCGCUGAGUGUAGACACAUUGAAUAAAUGUACAAUGUUUAUACGGCUAUGCAGAUUGGUAAUCAGUAAUCGCUCUUAUAUUUAUUUAACUUUUUUAUUUGAUCUUUCAACUUACUAUUUUACUAAUGUUAUAAUAUAAAUGUUUUUCUACACAAAAUGUUUAUUGGUGAUGGCAACAUUAAUUUUGUCUAUGUGUGCCAUAAGAUACCUAUACAAUUUGAUUUGUGAGUGGUUUACAUUAUCGUAUUUAGGCCAUUUUGGCUUUAGAGCAUAAAAGAAAACCAAUGUACAUCUUGAGCGAGCCAAUUUGGGUCGACGUUGGAAUGAAAGAAAGAGAAAUUAUUUGACGAUUUAGAAAUGACGUCACACACAUUUGUAACAAUACAAUAAUAUCAGAUUUAAAACUUACUUACACAAAAUAAAAAUUAAAAAAAAGAUGCUGGUCGAACUGAUCAUAACCAUAUGACCAUAAUGGUGGUGAACGUAAACCCAACAACCCAGCGUUGACGACUAUAUCCCAAUUGGGGUAGUCAGAGGUACAUCGACCGCAAGGUGAAUUAAGUACCCACGCCUCACCGAGCUAAUUUAUUAAAUAAGUUUUCCAAAUGAUUUAAACAUUCCUUGUUUGUGUAAAAUUAAAAUGUUAAAUUAUUUUUGUAAGAUCUAGCGCACACUGCAUAUUAAUAUUGUCAUACAUAAAAGUUGGUACAUUUUAUAAAAUAGGAGUGCGUUCAUUGAACGAAUUUAUAAAAGUUAAGAUCAGCAUGUGGUCGAAUUUGACAGCGAGAUUUUCUCGCGAGACUAGCGCACAUAUGCGGGAAAAUUCGACCUUAUGUGCUUAGCAAUAAGAUCACGGACAAAAAAGUACUCUGCCCGUGUGUUAUGUUUAGCUAAAAGCUGCUGUAUCAUGCAAGUUAACUAAGUUAUUUUAUACUUACCUAUAUACGACCGUCAUAAUGUGAGUCCUCUGCCCUCGUUAACUUAAAAACACUAUAAAAUGCACUUCGUGACAUAAAGCGCCAUGGUGUGUGCACUAAGGGUUUUACUAGACCAAUCGACCGACAGCAUCGAUCGAUGAUGGAAUGGAUUAGUCGACGUCGAUCGCUAAUUUCUACCAGACCAAUCGAUCGAUUUCAAACUAUGCCCGAAGCUUUAUUUGAUGAUAUUGGUCUUAGGCGCAUGAUGGAAGAGACGUAAGAGGAAGACAUGAAUCCUCGUGUGGAUAGUGAUAUCAAGGACCGGUAUCUUCAACCCUGCGGGCUUAGCACCGUAAGCGCGCGAGUCUUUCUAGCCGCGACAGAGAUCAUCUGUCUCUUUCUAUGCAGUACUGUGUGAGAGUGACAGGUGACGUAAAAAAAAUCGGGUGGAUUUCCCAUAUACAGGGUGUUAGUGACAUCGUAACGAAAACUUCGAGGGAUGAUUCAGGCCAUGAUUCUGAGUUGAUAUCAAGUGGAAUUUUCCGUAGCAAAAGUAUGGAAUGGAAAAUAAUUUAAGAAAACACAAAAAUUUUCAUGAAUUUUCCGACAGGAAAUUCCACUUAAUAUCAACUCAGAAUCAUGGUCUAAAUCAUCCCCCUCAGUAUUCGUUACGGUGUCACUAACACCCAUACCUACUUGUAUGGCUACCUGUAUGUACUGGUACGGGGUGUAGUGUAAGUGACAUCGUAACAAAUACAGACGGGGCUGAUUUAGCUAGUUACAAGUGGAAUUUUUGAUCGCAAAAGUAUAGAAUUGAAAAUAAUUAAAAAAAAAAAGACAUGAAUUUUGCGACGGAAAAUUCCACUUGAUUUUAACUCAGAAUCAUGGUCUGAAUCAUCCCCCUCAGUAUUCGUUACGAUGUCACUAACACCCAGUAUACAGAUGGGCAAGAAGGGUAAAUAAAUGAGUAUAAUUGGGUAGUAUCCUAGGUCAAAGAUAAAUUGUGAAAUUCUGAUUAUUACAAAAUAAAGACAGAUCUAAAGGCAAAAACAACUUUUCUUUUUUACGUCUCCGCCUUACGCUUCUUCCGUCUGUCUUACGCCUUAGGCCGCGACUUCAAAGCGUUUUCGUCGAGAAAACAUCUUACAUGGUCAAAAACCAAUGUUAUGCUAGGAUCAAGUCACAUCUGUCAGCACGUUAUAGCAUGCUCUAGCGUACGAUAUCGCCUCGUUGAUUCUGACGCGUGUGGUCGCUCUCUCUCUCUGUCUAACAAAUUACGGCUCUGAGUAACAGAAAAAGAUAGAUAUAGCGAUGAGGUGCUGACAGGUGAGGUUUCACCCUUAGUGGAGCUACUUAUCAAUUGAAUUGUAUAUUGUCUUGAUGAUCUCAAUUCCAAAACAGUUGGAGUAUUCGUGUUCUACAUACAGGACUUUCAAAGCUCAAUGUUAUAACUUGUGAUGUAUUUUUAUAUAAUAAAAUCGUACGUAUUACAAAUAA